CGUUGCUCUCAGUCGCUCUCCUGUGCUCGGCAAGGCGGCUUCUCUUUCUACUCUCUCUUUGUCAGCGACACAGAACUUACUGCUUUCUUGCCUGAACUUAAAAGACGCGAUCUCGGGGCACAGCAGCCUCUCCUGCUGUCACACCAUGUUACCCUGGAGGAGGAAUAAGUUUGUUCUGGUGGAGGAUGAGAACAAAAUGAAAGCCAAGAGUCUGGGGACCGGACUGACCUAUCACUCCAUUAUCUCCUCUCUGAUGCGCUCCUGCCCUGACCUGCUCCCCGAGUGCCCCUUGGAUUGGAUGGGCAGCAUCUUCCAUACCAAACGACAAAAGGUGGAACUAAACCGAGAGGAGCCCGUUUACAGUGUGCGCUACCUGGGAAGUGUGGUCACCAUCACAGCUAAGGGAGAAGGGUGCACCCAAGAAGCUGUGGCCAAGAUCUGGGCGAAAAGCAACUACGGGGAGCAGAACGUCAAAAUGAGACUGACUGUGGGACCGCAAGGCAUCCGUAUGAGUGCUGACAAAUCUGGGAAUAAAAGUCCCAUUCAUCUUUACUCUCUGAGCAGGAUCACCUACUGUACGGCGGACCUGUGCCGGCCCAAGAUCCUGGCCUGGAUCUACAGGCACCAGAUUAAGAACAUGGCUGUCGUCCUCCGUUGCCACGCCGUCUUAGUGAACAAGCCCGAGAAAGCCCAGGCCAUCGCGCAGAGCUUCUACCUGCACGUCACCUCGGCAUUCAGCGAGUUUAAACGUCUAAAGCGCCAGAGCGACUUCCGGCACUGUCAGCAGCAGCUGUUGGGGGAGGAGGCGGUCCCCCUGAUGCCCCUGAGGAGGCUGCUGAACGGGCAGUGCCACUACAGGUCACCGGCCAACACCCCCGGGAGCGCCACCCGUCUCUGCUCCAUCACGGAGGAAGCGGAGGAUGACGACGACAGCGACAACGAGAAGGCGCCCCUGGAGCGAACCUCGGAGACGGUGCCCAAAAGGAAGCAAACGGUUUUGACGACAAGCACAGACCCGACUCAGUUAUUGUCCCAGUUGGACCUUGGGGAUAUUGCUCGCUUGGAGCAGUGCCAAAUUAACUUCGUCAGCGAGAGCAAUAACCACACGUUCACAUUUAUAACCUCGCUGGUGUAACUGUGAACAAAAAAUACCAAUGGGUCUUAUUUUUCCUCAUCCCUUCAGCAAAUACCCCACUUGGUAUCCUUUCCCCUCCUUGAAGUCGAUUCACCAGGAUCUGUUGGCAGGCUGGUCUUCUGCGGCGGCACUUUGUGUCCUGGCCAGAUGGCUGUGACGCUGGCACACCAGAUUGACUGUAGCAAGUCGGGAAUGUUUACAAGGAGAGUUGCUGAUGCACACCCUCAUGAGCACAACGCCGAAUGUCGCUUUUAGACACCAUAAAUUGACAUAUGGUCGUGUUCUGAUCACUGAAGGGUCCUUGAGCUUUGCUUUUUUUUUGCAAAGCAGUGCGUUUCUAUGUUUGUGGAGUACUGUAUUUCUAAUGUGACAAUCCUCACUGAUGUUCAUAUUGAAGACAUUUAUUACUGAUUUAUUAACGAGGGAGGCGACGGAUUAGGAUGCAAGCCAUUAAUGGGACGUUUUAACCACUGCCAUUUGUUACCGUCCUUAUCAUUUAUGCAUGACGUGUCAAAUGUAACCUUUCGCGUUGAGCUUUUGUUUUUAAUCAUGUGACACCUUCAAAGGGAACACUGUGAUAAAUGUGUAAGCAGGGAUAAAAUCAUACAAAAGAGUCUAAUUUAUGUCCGUUUGUCAUGGUUGUGCUUUCUUUCCACUUACAUAACCUUACAGUCCGAAGAAUUAUUUGGAAUAUGGCUGGAGCGACUUUCCUCUUGAUUGAUUCCUAAAAGAUUG
This is a messenger RNA of Syngnathoides biaculeatus (alligator pipefish), 1870 nucleotides long. It is a transcript of the gene fam43b, whose product is annotated as family with sequence similarity 43 member B. Lineage: Eukaryota; Metazoa; Chordata; Actinopteri; Syngnathiformes; Syngnathidae. The coding region runs from base 146 to 1135 and encodes 329 amino acids. The transcript has a single exon. The record is from RefSeq and is a predicted model, not a curated record.